Astyanax mexicanus (Mexican tetra) is the source of this 3185-nucleotide messenger RNA. RefSeq names its product stromal interaction molecule 1b (gene stim1b). The transcript has 14 exons. Bases 261 to 2609 code for a protein of 782 amino acids. Gene Ontology annotation, cellular component: endoplasmic reticulum; plasma membrane. Gene Ontology annotation, molecular function: protein binding; calcium channel regulator activity; calcium ion binding. Lineage: Eukaryota; Metazoa; Chordata; Actinopteri; Characiformes; Acestrorhamphidae. The record is from RefSeq and is a predicted model, not a curated record. Gene Ontology annotation, biological process: activation of store-operated calcium channel activity; store-operated calcium entry; intracellular calcium ion homeostasis.
GGUCUUAGUGGAGGGCUGAGCAGUACACGCCAGUGUUUGGAGAGCAGCUGGAGGCGGCGGAUACAGAAACUCAGCCAUGAGUUUGUCGCUGUUCUGGGUCUGUAACGCGGAGCUGUGAAGCCUGGUAAGACCCUCACAGUGGGAGGGAGCAGCAGGACCCCCAGUCCUCUCCAGCAGAAAUCCGGAAGACUCGCCUGGAGAGCAGGGCGGGCGGUGAUGGACGCGCUUUGCUGAACUCUCCUCUUCAGAACUCGGUCAGCAUGGACUCAGUAAGCCUUGCUUGUUGGUGCAUCGCAUGCCUCUGUCUCCUGUGGAGGAGUGCAGCAGAUCAGCCCAGACUUACAGAUCACCUACAUUUAGGGAGCGGGCUGUCAGAGCUGUGUGAGAUUGAUAAAGUCCUGUGUCAGGAUGAGAACUCUGUGCUGACUUUCGAGGCCCUUCGCAGCAUCCACAAAGACAUGGAUGAUGACAAAGAUGGCAGUGUGGAUGUAACCGAGACGGAUGAGUUUCUCAGACAGGAUCUGAAGUCCAAUGAUCCCAAGGCAAAACACAAGAGUUUCCAUAGGACUGACCUGCUGAUCACUGUGGAGGACAUGUGGAACACCUGGAAGGCCUCAGAAGUGUAUAACUGGAGUGUGGAAGAGGUUGAAGGGUGGCUCAUCAACUACGUGGAGCUCUCCCAAUAUGUUGAAUCCUUCAGGAAGAAUGAAAUCAGUGGAAAGGCCUUACCCAGGCUGGCUGUGAAGAAUGCCACCCUGUCGCUGUCGGUGCUGAAGAUCCUGGACCGUACUCACGCUCAGAAACUUCAGCUCAAGGCUCUGGAUACGGUGCUGUUUGGCCCUCCGAUGAGCAGACACAGCCACCUGAAGGACGCUGUGCUGGUGCUGUCCAUUGUGAUCGGUGUGGCCGGGUGCUGGUUUGCAUACAUUCAGAACCGCAACUCGAGGGACCACAUGAGCAAGAUGAUGAAGGACCUCGAGGGCCUGCAGAGAGCUGAGCAGAGCCUGCUGGAUAUGCAGCAAAAGCUGCAGAUAGCACAGGAGGAGCAUCACUCAGUAAAAGUGGAGAAGGUUCAUCUGGAGCAGAAGUUGAGAGAUGAGAUAGAUUCAGCUAAGCAGGAGGCUCAAAGGCUGCGGGAGCUGCGGGAGGGAACUGAGAACGAGCUGAGCCGCCAAAAAUACGCUGAAGAGGAGCUGGAACAGGUACGCACAGCUCUGAAGAAGGCAGAGCUGGAGUCCAGAAGGUCCUGGUCUCCUCCUGAACCUCUGCAGAAGUGGCUGCAGCUCACGCACGAGGUGGAGGUACAAUAUUACAACAUAAAGAAACAGUGUGCUGAGAAACAGCUGCUGAUGGCUAAAGAAGGGGCAGAGAAGAUCAAGAAGAAGAGAGGUACACUCUUUGGAACAUUCCACGUGGCUCACAGCUCUUCACUGGACGAUGUUGAUCACAAAAUUUUGUCAGCAAAACAGGCUCUGGGUGAGGUGACGGCGGCUCUGAGGGAGAAGCUGUAUCGCUGGCAGCAGAUUGAGUCUCUCACAGGUUUGACUCUGGUGAAUAACCCGGGCAUGUCCUCUCUGGCCUCCGCACUCAACCUGGACCCUGCCUUCCUGGGCAUCCGCCCUGCCACCCCUCAGAACCUGCUGCUGUCUGAUGACCUGGACGACAUGGACGAGGACAUACUGUCUCCUGGAACGCUGCGCUAUGCCGCCUGGCAGAUGGACCGGCGGGUGAGCGACCUUUGGCCUGUGGCCUCUGACAGCCAGUCCCUGUGGAAGUAUUCUGCUCCUAGUAUGAUGUCUCUGCGGCCGCGGCUCGGAGACCCCGCACUGACUCUCAGCUCUCAGAGGUUGGUAGAGGGGGGUCAGAAUGAAGCGGGACCCCAGAGUGCCCCUCGGGUCCCAAGCCGCCCAUACGCACGCCAGGCUCGCAGCCACUCCAUAGGCCACCUGGAGUUCCGGCCCAUGCCCACCCUCUCCUCUUCUCUUUCUCAUCCCUCCAUCAUCUGCACUCCUGCUCCUGCCCUCCUGCAGUCGCUUUCUUCUUCCUCCGGCUCUCGUUUCUCUGGUUUGCUCUACCGUUCCUCCCAGUGCCCGUCUGUGGAGGCAGUGUCCAGCCUGCCUCCCACUGGCUUUAGUGCUGCACGUGCCCGGCAAAGAGCCAGCAGCAUCGGGGAUCUGAACCGGUCUGACUCGGACUCCUCACUGUCCAUGUCUCAGUAUGGUGAGGUUCAGCGUUCAUCCCAUACGCUUGGCAGCAGGUCUGUGCUCUCCAAGCCUAACGGUGCAGGAGGCAGCAUGGGGGACAGUCCGCUGUUCCAGAAGAAGCUGUACAGUAUGGAGAAAUGUGCAAGCCUAGGAGAAAUUCACACCCAGUCCUGCGGCCUGAAGCCAGCCGAGUCCACUCGUUCACUUAGCCCCACCAGCAACGAUUUAGAUGCGUCAUUAGUGGCAGGAACAAAAAGCAGUGGCCGCUCUCCACAGCUCCACAGCAGGAGGAGCCCUGGGGAUGAGGACAGUGGCUCAACUGGAGAAGAACUGGAGGCCUCCAGCACCAGCCGCAAGAAACCCACCUUUCCCAGAAUCUUCAACAAGCACAAGCACAAGAAAUAAGGUUUAAAAAGUGCUUCUAGAAGCUUCACCACAGUAUAAAAUUAACAGAAAAAGCAUAAAACAUGAAGUGUACAGUCACCAGUGGAAGGACUAUAUCCUUUAAAAGACAUCGGUACUGUCUAUAUAGGUCUAAGGGAGCAUCUACUGUAUGAUUUUUAUGAAUAUAUACAGAUUUUAUUUUUGGUUUAUAGAGUGAUUGUUGGCUAAUGGGAACAGACAGGUUAGUGUGUGGAUGUGUGAUCUUGUGUAAAAAAAUAUUUAUUGUGCAGAUUAGAGGCACACGUUGAUAUCUCCAUUUUAAACAAUUUUAUGUUUUUCUUUACAUUUUCAUACAAGUUUUUUGUGCUUUCCAUCGAUAUGCCUGGAUACACUGAGGAGAUAUGAUAUACAGAAAUAUUUCUAUCAAUAACAAAACAGCAUAAAUCAGCAGCUGAUUCAGCUUAAUGAACAUAACUUGUAAAGGCAAACUACUGUGAUCUGUUUUGUUCCAUAUUGCAGCCUGAUACAGACAGAUGGAUCUCUUCAGUGUUGAUUGAUAUAUUUUUAUUAAAUGCAUGAACACAAAUACCCCACAAA